Molecule: messenger RNA, 1497 nt
Organism: Colletes gigas
Lineage: Eukaryota; Metazoa; Arthropoda; Insecta; Hymenoptera; Colletidae
Gene: nSMase
Product: putative neutral sphingomyelinase
Exons: 6
Coding region: 183-1364 (393 amino acids)
Cellular component (GO): cytoplasm
Molecular function (GO): sphingomyelin phosphodiesterase activity
Source: RefSeq, a predicted model, not a curated record
GACAUGGUUUUGUAGGUAGCUAACGUAGCAAACUUUUUAUGAAAAAAAAAAACCAUUAAGAAGUUUCACUUUUUAAAGAAAUUUCCCUUGAAUUGUUAAUAAUUUGAACAUAUUCAAGUUCUUCAAAAAAUCAUACGCGUUGAUUGAUUUCUCAUUACGCGUUGGUUAAUUUCUUAUAAAGGAUGGCAGAUGAAGUGUCAAUAAACGUUUUAACUCUAAAUUGCUGGGGUAUACCAUAUGUUUCCAAAGACAGGAAAGCCCGUAUAGAAGCAAUCGCAGAGAAAUUUACUGUUGAAAAUUAUGAUAUUAUAUGUUUACAAGAAGUAUGGUCUGUUGAAGAUUUUAAGAUGAUAAAAACUAAGAUCCAAGAACAGCUACCUUAUUCGCACUAUUUCCAUAGUGGUGUACUUGGGUCGGGAAUUUGUAUGUUAUCACGAUAUCCUAUUCAGGAUGUAAUGUUUCACAAAUGGCCUUUGAAUGGAUAUGUGCACAAGAUACAUCAUGGAGAUUGGUUUGGCGGGAAAGGCAUUGGGCUUUGUAGACUUAAGAUUCAUGAUAUGAAUGUUAAUGUUUAUACUGUACAUUUACAUGCAGAAUAUAAUUGCCACAACGACGAGUAUAUAGCACAUAGAGUUUUACAAGCAUUUGAUACUGCUCAGUUUAUUAGGAUGACUUGUGGUGGCACUGAUUUUGCGAUAUUAGGAGGUGAUCUUAAUGCAGGGCCGCAAGAUUUAGCUUACAGGCUCAUAUGUGGUGUUGCCGAUUUAGCAGAUGCUUGCUCAAAUAGUUCAAAUAAUUUAGGGACCAAUAUGUGUGCCAAUAAUAGUUAUACUAGUUCAAAACUUGCAAGAACAUUCCCCAAAGGAAAACGCAUAGACCAUAUUUUGUAUUUGGGUUCAAAAAAUCAUAAAAUAGAAGUAACAAAUUUUCAGCAUCCUUUCCCAAAUCGUAUACCUUACAAGGAUUUUAGUUACUCUGAUCAUGAGGCUAUUAUGGCGAGUUUCAAAUUCAGUCCUGGUGAGUCUCAAGAGGCGAAUGUAGAUGUUAAAGAUGUAUUGAAAGAAGCUAUAAAAAUCUGUGAAACUUCGUUGAAAAAUAUUCGCAGUCAACGAUUUUGGUAUUUAUUAUCAGGUUUUAUAUUAAGCGUCCCACUCGUUUGGUCUAUGGGGUUGGAUUGUUCCAUUGAAACUGUGGGUGCGAGUAUUGGCUUAAAUAUAGGACGCUUAUUUUUAACUGCAAUAUUAUGUUAUACUUUGUUCAUGAGUACUCUAUGGAAUAGCGUAGAAAAAAAUGCUUUAAGAGCAGGGUCCUUAGAAAUGGAUAUUUAUUUAACAAAUUUAAAUAAUAAUUUAAGUAAAAAAUAAAAUUACAUACAUAUAUGAAACGGGGUACAUAAUUGACUAAAAAAUUUUUAUUCCAUUAUUCAAUUGUUCAUUCAAGAAAAUCAAACGAUUUUUCAUUCAUAAUAGAUAUAUUUUCAUAUACAAUGAAUUUUAG